CUCCAACUCGACGUGACGGCUACCGCCUGCGACGACCACCUUCCACCAAGACACCAUCUCGAGUCGAUCCUCCAUCUCUUCCUCCUCCGUCUCAACCUCCGACCGCCGGCCCGUCUGCUUCAUCAUCCCGCUCCGGUCCAGUCCAACCUCAGUGCUCCGAUUCAUCCCCUCUAUCAUUCGGCGCCUACGAAUCCUGAAGCUGUCUCCUCUCGUCACACAGCUCGACCGAGGUCCCAGUAGCGAGCACAAUGUCUAGCUCUUUCGAAAAGUCCGUCAAGGGCGCUACAAAGAUCAAGAAUGCCCCUCCAAAGACAAAGUAUAUCGAGCACAUCCUAGUCGCUACCCAUUCCGGCGAAGCUGGCGUCGGCGAAGUCUUUCGCGCCCUCACAUACCGCCUCCGCGAUUCCACAUGGACCGUCGUCUUCAAGAGUCUGAUUACUGUGCAUCUCAUGAUUCGGGAAGGUUCACCAGAUGUCACACUCGCCUUUCUCUCAACGCACCGCAAUGUGUUGGCAACAAGCAGCUUCACAGAUGCCCAAACUCAAGGACGCAACAUUCGACAUUAUGCCUAUUAUUUGUCCGAGCGAGCGCGCGCAUACCGAGAUACCAAGACCGAUUGGGUCCGCGCCCCCGAGUCAAGACUGGAGAAGCUUUCAGUCGAAAAGGGUCUAUUACGAGAGACGGAAGUGGUCCAACACCAGCUCGAGGCCUUGUUGAAGUGCGAUGUCAUGGAAAACGAACCCGAAAACGAAAUCACUAUAACCGUCUUCCGAUUGCUUGUCUUGGACCUGUUGGCGCUGUUCCAGGUUCUUAAUCAAGGGUUGAUUAGCAUUCUCGGCCACUUUUUCGAAAUGUCAAAGGUCGAUGCCGAGCGUGCCAUGGCGAUUUACCGCAAGUUCACCAAGCAGACAGACUACGUGGUCCAGUACCUCAGCGUUGCCCGACAGUACGAGCACCACACACGAGUCGAGGUUCCAAAGCUCAAGCACGCCCCUGUCAACCUGGGACGCCAGCUUGAGGAAUACCUGAAUGAUCCAGACUUUGAGGUCCACCGGAGGCAGUAUCUCGCUGAGCAGGAUGUCAAGAAGCACGGGGGUGGGAGUUCAAGCUCUAAGGGGGCGGGUCUUAGUAAGAAGAAGAGCCUCGAUUUCCCCGAGCCUUCCUCCAACAACCCCUUUCCCAAGGUUAUCAAGGCUUCUUCAACUGGUGGCAAGCCUUCCGAGUCCAAGCCUCAAGCCAACAAGGGCCCUGAUCCUGAUUUGAUCGACUUCUUCGACUCAAUCGAGCAGAACCAGACACCGCUGGCUAUGACCACCAACCAAGCACAGCCCUUCCAACAGCAACCGACAGGCAUGCAGUUCCAGCAGAAUGGUUUUGGUGCUCAACCUACGGGCUUUGCAGCCAACAACAGCCCCUUCCAGCAGCCCCAGCCUACAGGCGGACUUGUGCAACAACCUCAAAUCCUGCAACCCAGCUUUACGGGCGCCGGCUUCGGAGGGUUCACUUCACAACCUGGAUUCCAACCGAGUUCUCUUGCACCAAUUCCCCAGGACUCUGUGGCCAACUUCCCUACUGCUUCUCCAGCCGUUCAACAGCCAGUUCAAAACGGAGGGCUUCAACCCGUGCAGAAUGGAGGUCUCCAGCCAAUGGUAACAGGGCAACAGAGCACCAAUCCCUUCAGGCAGUCCAUGCUUAUGGCUCAGCAAACGGGUGUUCAAGCGAACCAGAUGCCUUCUUCCGUUUCAACGCCUGCGCUAAACCGUCAAUCAACAAACCCGUUUGCUCGAUCACCAGGGCAGAACACAUCGCCAUUUGCCCAAGCUUCCAAUUCACCUUUCCAACAACCUACUCAACAACAGCCUCAACAACAAGCUGCUGCUCUACAGCCAACUCCAACUGGUACGAAUCCCUUUGCUCGACACUCGAUGCUACCAGCGCAAAGCCAGGAGCAGCAAAGGCCACAGACUGCAGGAGCUGCACUUGUCGCCCAGCCUACUGGAAGCACAAAUCCAUUCCGUCACGGCGCCUUUGUAAACCACGCCACAGGCACAGGAUGGCAACACAAUCAAGCACCGAUCGGAGGUGGCCUCGAUCAACUCGAAACAAUGCCCGUGUUCCCCCGACCUGCGCAGCAGACCCCCUGGCAGCAAUAAAGGGGUAUAAAUUCUCCACCACUCUCACAUCUACAUGACACUAUACUCAACACUCUGAGCCUUUUUUCUCUCUCUCACACAUCCACAACCCGGGUUUCUCGGCGCUUUCAUUGUCUUUUUUGGCUGUACAAUCCUCCCUUUCCAUAUAGUAAGCGAGGCGUUUUUCGGAAGGGGGAUGAAGAAAGAUGGGAAAAGGAGGGGAUCCCCGCAAGGUGAAAGGAUGGCUUUUUUUGAUACGCAAGGGGGAGUGUAUUUGACUCUCCGGUAGCAUUAUUAUAUUUAACCUGCCCUGGCGAGAAUCUACUCCCUUUUGCGGUAACCUCGGCGAUUCCUCUGAUUCCCUUUUCUUAUUGGUAUUAUUUUAUUAUUCUCCUUGGUUUAGUAUAGUAGCAGUCAUAAAAAAAUAUCAUUGGUGUU
Messenger RNA from Fusarium vanettenii 77-13-4, 2570 nucleotides. RefSeq lists its product as uncharacterized. Gene Ontology annotation, molecular function: clathrin heavy chain binding; 1-phosphatidylinositol binding; SNARE binding. NCBI's taxonomy places the organism in Eukaryota, Fungi, Ascomycota, Sordariomycetes, Hypocreales, Nectriaceae. Gene Ontology annotation, biological process: clathrin coat assembly; clathrin-dependent endocytosis; vesicle budding from membrane. The record is from RefSeq and is a predicted model, not a curated record. Bases 249 to 2153 code for a protein of 634 amino acids. Gene Ontology annotation, cellular component: clathrin-coated vesicle; clathrin-coated pit. The transcript has 5 exons.